CCCGCCCUCCUGCCUGAAACGGCAUCAACAGUUGAGUUGACUCGAUGAUUAUUUUAUUCCGUCUCUGCUCCACUUCGACAAUGUUUGCCUUCCUCGGCGUCUUUCUUUUCUUCUCCCUCCGCCUGGUCGUCACCGAGGCGCAGACUUCGACGCCGUCAGCCGCUCCGAUUGCCUCUUGUGCCGCCAAGUCCAACACCAGCUGUGAAGAAUGUCUACAGAAUGUCAAUUGUUUGUGGUGUUUACCAACCAAGCAAUGUGUGGUCUACCCAGUGAAGAGCGUGCUGCCUCCAAGCAGUGUGUGUCCACUCAAGGAAGCACGAUGGGGUUUAUGUUGGGUCAACUUCCAGAUUUUGAUCAUCACACUGUCAGUGAUUGCUGGCGUCCUCCUCAUCGCCUUGUUGGCGUGCUGCAUGUGCUGCUGCUGCAGGCGUCAAAGAACCAGAAACGACGACUAUGAUGAUGAUAUUAGAGAAGCGCAACAAAACCAUGCAAGGAACUCCCGUCAAAAAGAAAGAAGAAUGGAAAUGCAGCUGAGGCAUGAUAAGAUAAGGCAGAAAUAUGGUCUUGCAAAGGAUAAUCCCUACUCACGCAUUGAUGACAAGAAAUAAGUACUGUGAUUUUUCAAAAAGUGGCCGUUUACACAACUGCAGAAAGUAGCAUGCAUCUAUUUAUUUGAGGGCAGGCGUUUGAUCAAGUGGAUGACUGCAAAUUUAAUUAUGUCUACAAUAAUGGAGGCCACUUUUUGAGAAUGUGCUGUCAUAGCUCUGAUUGCUCCAGAUGUUGCCAUAAUACCAAGUACAUUCCUGUGUACAUGUAAGCUAAAUUGUGAGCUUUAAAUCCUAUUUUACAGUGUUUGCCAAAAACGUCAGUAAGAUGUUACUUGACUGUUUGCAGUAUUUGCGCUCCUCUACAAUGUUUUAUAUUUUACAUUCAUUGAUUGCAUUAAAGUAUUGCUAACUGGUACUUUACCACACUCCACAUCAAAUGCAGGAUUUCCACCUUGCUCAUGUUUACGCAGCCUUUACUAACGAGGUCGUUUGCUGCACGUCAGUAUGACAGUACACAAAUGUAAUGUGUUUUGCAAAAUGAUUGCAAUUCCGCAACUAAUUGUUUUUAAAUGUUUGAAACAUUGAAAUUGUUUACAAUGUUGGUCCAACGCAUUUUGUAAUUGCUUAUGUUAAAAUAUUAAAUGAUCCA
Molecule: messenger RNA, 1197 nt
Organism: Nerophis lumbriciformis (worm pipefish)
Lineage: Eukaryota; Metazoa; Chordata; Actinopteri; Syngnathiformes; Syngnathidae
Gene: pttg1ipb
Product: PTTG1 interacting protein b
Biological process (GO): protein import into nucleus
Cellular component (GO): cytoplasm; nucleus
Source: RefSeq, a predicted model, not a curated record